This is a messenger RNA of Diospyros lotus (date-plum), 1522 nucleotides long. Its product is annotated as zinc finger CCCH domain-containing protein 20-like. Bases 69 to 1103 code for a protein of 344 amino acids. NCBI's taxonomy places the organism in Eukaryota, Viridiplantae, Streptophyta, Magnoliopsida, Ericales, Ebenaceae. Gene Ontology annotation, molecular function: metal ion binding. The record is from RefSeq and is a predicted model, not a curated record. The transcript has a single exon.
CCUUGCCCAUACUAGACCGGGUAUUGCGCAGAGAGAAAGAGAGAGAGAGAGAGAGAGAGAUAGACCGCAUGAUGAUCGCCGGCGAAACUAUUCGUCCGCAUCCCACCGUCCAAGUCCCCCCGUGGGACCCCCUCGACGAUCCAACGGCCAGCAUCGCCUCCCCCGUCAACCUCGACGCCCUGGCGGCGCUCUACCGUUAUCUUCCAUCAAACAGCAAUAACUACCUCUCCGACGGCGAUUACCUGAGCGACGAUUGCGACGUUCCGGUCGACGCCUUCUCGUGCGAUAACUUCCGGAUGUUCGAGUUCAAGGUGCGGAAAUGCGUUCGUGGACGCUCUCACGACUGGACGGAGUGCCCGUACGCCCAUCCCGGCGAGAAGGCCCGCCGCCGGGACCCACGUAAGUUCCAUUACGGCGGCACGGCGUGCCCUGAGUUUCGCAAGGGCCAGUGCCGGAAAGGCGACUCCUGCGAGUUCGCUCACGGCGUGUUCGAGUGUUGGCUCCACCCGGCUCGCUACCGGACACAGCCCUGCAAGGAUGGGACUCAGUGCCGCCGGCGAGUCUGCUUCUUCGCCCACACGCCGGACCAGCUCCGAAUCGUGCCGCAGAGCAGUGCCGGAGUGAGCGACUCGUAUGAUGGGUCCCCCAGUCGACUUGGUUUCGGCUCCUGUUUGGGCCUUUACUCUCCUCCGGUGUCGCCUUCAUCGGAAUCGCCGCCGAUGUCUCCGACUGAGUCGGUCGGGAUGAACCCCGUGAGCGGACUUGCCGAGUCGAUGCGGAACCUGCAGGUUGGGAAGACCAGGCCUUCAUGGGGACUCCAAACGGGUUCCGGAUACUGCUCGCCCCGAAGUCCGUCCACUUUCCGACCCGGAUUCCUAAGCCUUCCCGUAACUCCAACCCGGCCGACGAACCGGGCCGGACUCGGGGUGUUCGAUCUCUGGGACCAGAAAUGCGAAGAGGAGCCCGUAAUGGAGCGGGUGGAGUCCGGGAAAGGCCUGCGCGCCAAGAUAUACGCCAAGCUGAGCAAGGAGAACUCGCUCGAUCGAGUCGAGCCAGCUCCUCCGGGGCCUGAUUUCGGGUGGGUUUCCGAGCUGGUGAAGUGACUGAACAUGGCGAUAUCGGGUAAUGAUUUAUUGUUUUGGGUUGGGGUCGGCGGCCUUUGAAUUCUUCUUGGAGACGUGUAAAUAGCAGUAUUUGGCUUGGAAGCACAGAUUAAAUUUAUGUAAAUACUGGCGAUGAAGGAAAGAGAUGAAUGAAGCAUUAAUCUCUAUUUUGUAGCGGUUUUUCCUCGGAAAAUGGAAUCGCAAAUUUUGUGUAUAAACUGUAAGGGAAGGGGGAAGGGAAGGAAGGGGAUUUAAAGAGGCUGCCGAAGCAAGCAAGCAAGCAAGCUGGGUAACGUUUUGUUUUGUUGGAUUCUUCAUUUGUAUUUUGCCUGCGAAUUUUCUCGAGAAAGUGUUGGAUCUCUGUGAUGAUCUGUAAGCUGCUGCUCAUUAAUGUAAUAUAUAGUUUCUUCUUCUUCUUA